Messenger RNA from Lasiosphaeria miniovina, 927 nucleotides. Its product is annotated as P-loop containing nucleoside triphosphate hydrolase protein. Gene Ontology annotation, molecular function: GTP binding. The transcript has 2 exons. Lineage: Eukaryota; Fungi; Ascomycota; Sordariomycetes; Sordariales; Lasiosphaeriaceae. The record is from RefSeq and is a predicted model, not a curated record. Gene Ontology annotation, biological process: SRP-dependent cotranslational protein targeting to membrane. The coding region runs from base 1 to 927 and encodes 308 amino acids. Gene Ontology annotation, cellular component: cytoplasm.
AUGGCCGCCACACCAGACGAGCCGCUGCUGUCGCGCGUUGUCGACGACAAGUCACCCAUCUGCAUCCCCUUCAUCCUGUCGCGGCUCGAGACGUACAAGCGGCACCACCACUACCAGCCACGCCGACCCUUCAUCAUCGGGCUAAACGGUGUGCAGGGCGUCGGCAAGACAACCUUGGUUCGCGCGCUGGCCGAGACCCUCCAGGACCGCGAGGGUCUGUCGACGCUGGUCGUCAGUAUCGAUGACUUCUACCUGAGCCAUGCCGACCAGCUGGCUCUGGCCGCCACGCAUCCAGACAAUGCGCUAGUGCAGUACAGGGGCGAGCCCGGCACGCACGACAUGGUAUUAGCAAAGUCGUUCUUUUCCGCCCUGUGCCGCGGCGAGCCCGCUAAGGUGCCCCGGUACGAUAAGGCCGCCUUCUCGGGCCUGGGCGACCGGCUGCCCGAGACCGAGUGGACGGUUGUCAACACCGAGGACAGCGCGCAGCCGCCCGUGCAGGUCAUCAUCUUCGAGGGGUGGUGCGUUGGGUUCCGCGCGCUCGACGACGCCGCCGUCGAGGCCAAGUGGAAGAGCGGCGACACCCGCACGCUGCACUCGCACACGCUCGAGCACCUGCUGCUCGUCAACUCGGCCCUGCGCGACUACGACGCCAUCACGGACCUGUUCGACGUCUUCAUCCAUGUCGAUGCUGAGGACACACAGUACGUCUACGACUGGCGGCUCGAGCAAGAGGCACAGCUCCGCCGUGAGCGCGGUAUCGGCAUGCCUGACGAGCAGGUUGUCAAGUUCGUCGACGCUUACUACCCGGCGUACGAGCUCUUCUCCGACGGCGUGCGCCGCGGUAUCUUCUACCCCGACCGGCCGGGUUGCCAGCUGCGCCUAGUCGUGGGCCGUGACAGGAGCGUGAAAAAGUCCAUCAUCAUAUAG